AUGGCCUCCUCAUCCACCUCCACCCCCCUCCUCUACUCCUGCAUAUCCUACUCCUCCACCCUCCUAACCGAAUCCUCCACCUCCUCCUCCCCCAACCUCCCCCAACUAGCAACCCUCAUCCUCCCCAAAAUCGACCACUCCACCCCCCAAAAGCUAACCUACACCCACGGAACCUACCACAUCAACUACAUCUCCGAGUCCCCCCUCCCCCUCACGUUCCUCGUGAUCUCCGACUCGUCCUCCGUAUCCCGACGCAUCUCGUUCAACUACCUCACCGCGAUCCGAACUAAAUUCCUCGCCGCCUACCCCCCUCAAUCAACCGACCUCGCCACCCUCCCAAACUACGGCUGCGCCUCUCUGAACUCUGACCUAAAGAGGCUCAUGAUCGAGUACGGCACCAACAAUGUGAGAGGAGAAGACAACGCCGAGCAGGACGACGCCAUUCGUACCGCCCAGAGGGAGAUCGAGGAUGUGAGGGGCAUCAUGACGAGAAACAUUGAGGGCCUGUUGGAGAGAGGGGAACGCAUCGACCUGCUUGUCGACAAGACUGAUCGCCUGGGCGGGUCAGCAAGGGAGUUUCGCGUGAGGAGCAGGGGGCUGAAGAGGAGGAUGUGGUGGAAGAAUGUGAAGCUGAUGGGGCUGUUGGGGUUGGUUUUGAUGUUGAUUAUUGUGACGGUGGUGGUGAGUGUGAAGAAUAAUCUUCCUUAG
This is a messenger RNA of Podospora anserina S mat+, 708 nucleotides long. RefSeq lists its product as uncharacterized. The record is from RefSeq and is a predicted model, not a curated record. NCBI's taxonomy places the organism in Eukaryota, Fungi, Ascomycota, Sordariomycetes, Sordariales, Podosporaceae. Gene Ontology annotation, cellular component: membrane. The transcript has 3 exons. Gene Ontology annotation, biological process: vesicle-mediated transport. Bases 1 to 708 code for a protein of 235 amino acids.